Molecule: messenger RNA, 2953 nt
Organism: Pangasianodon hypophthalmus (striped catfish)
Lineage: Eukaryota; Metazoa; Chordata; Actinopteri; Siluriformes; Pangasiidae
Gene: gja1b
Product: gap junction protein alpha 1b
Exons: 2
Coding region: 170-1312 (380 amino acids)
Biological process (GO): heart development; cell-cell signaling
Cellular component (GO): connexin complex
Molecular function (GO): transmembrane transporter activity
Source: RefSeq, a predicted model, not a curated record
AAUCUGGCAACCAACAAUCUCUUAUAAGCGAGGAAAGUUUGACAAGUGAGCCUCAGUUUCUCAGUCCAACCGAGUCGGAGUUUAGGAAGUUGCCGGAGAAAGUCCUCCAGGGCUCGGCUCUCCUCUCCUCUUCCUCCUCGCUGUCCAUUCAGCAGAAACACGCCCCAAGAUGGGUGACUGGAGUGCUUUGGGCCGGCUCCUGGACAAGGUACAGGCAUACUCGACAGCCGGAGGCAAGGUCUGGCUCUCCGUACUCUUCAUCUUCCGCAUUUUGGUGUUGGGCACAGCCGUGGAGUCGGCGUGGGGCGACGAGCAGUCUGCAUUCAAGUGUAACACUCAGCAACCAGGUUGCGAGAAUGUGUGCUACGACAAGUCUUUCCCCAUCUCUCAUGUCCGCUUCUGGGUGCUGCAGAUCAUCUUUGUGUCAACGCCAACUCUCCUCUACCUGGCACACGUCUUCUACCUGAUGCGCAAAGAGCAGAAGCUGAACCGGCAGGAGGAAGAGCUGCGCGCCGUCCAGAAUGAUGGCGCUGAUGUGGACGGGCCACUGAAACGCAUUGAGCUGAAGAAGUUCAAGCAUGGUCUGGAGGAGCAUGGCAAGGUGAAGAUGAAGGGUGCCCUGUUGCGCACCUACGUAGUCAGCAUCCUCUUCAAGUCUCUUUUCGAAAUUGGUUUCUUGCUCAUCCAGUGGUACAUCUAUGGCUUCAGUUUGUCUGCUGUGUACACCUGUGAGCGUUCUCCAUGCCCCCAUCGUGUCGAUUGCUUCCUGUCGCGUCCCACCGAGAAGACGGUGUUCAUCAUCUUCAUGCUGGUGGUGUCGCUUGUCUCCCUGGUGCUCAAUGGUGCUGAGCUCUUCUAUGUAUUUUUCAAGCGUAUCAAGGACCGUGUCAAGGGAAAACAGGGUCAGUUUCAGUCCAACACCUUAACCCACCCUCCCAAGGACGUGCCAGGCACCAAGUAUGCCUACUACAACGGAUGCUCAUCACCCACAGCACCACUGUCUCCCAUGUCGCCGCCAGGCUACAAGCUAGCCACAGGCGAGAGGACCAACUCUUGCCGCAACUACAACAAGCAGGCGAGUGAACAGAACUGGGCUAACUACAGCACCGAGCGUCAGCGCUUGGGCCACAACGGCAGUACCAUCUCCAACUCGCAUGCGCAUGCCUUCGACUACCCUGAUGAUGGUCACGAGCACAAGAGGGCGCCGGUGGGCGGUGAGAUGCAGCCUUUGGCGCUCACUGAGCCGAGACCGGCCAGUCGCGCAAGCAGCCGUGUGAGCAGCCGAGCCAGGCCUGACGACCUGGAUGUCUAAAAGCUAACCCAUGCCAUGCUUGCGUUGUGCCAGUCUGUUAAAGAAAUGGACAGAAGGUGCAGAGACGGAGAGAAAAAUACUGUCUCCUGCACCCGGGGAAAGGACACUGUCCUGUGUCCUGUCCUCGCACUAGACUCUAGAUGCAGAGACGUAAAAUUACUCACACUGCUGGAGGUACUAUGUGUUAAUUAACGUCAAUGUUGAAGACUAGCGGCGCUAACAUGCCUUUAACAGCUGUCCGGUGACGGGGUGAGAGGCCAAUGAGCAUAUUCAGUUCACUUCCUGUAAGUCCCCCAUUUCCCCCGGAUGAAAUUCAUCCUUGGUCAUGUGAUCGAUUGUUUCGUUGUUUUAUCCUGCAGGCAAGUUUCAUUUAAACAUUUCCGAAAUUUAAAAAAAAAAAUACGAUACUCCAUUAUUUUACACCCUUCCCAUCAUGUUCCUCAUCUCUAUGACCUCGACACUGUCUAGUCAAAUGGGGUUGUGUGUAGGUUCCUAGUGCUGAAGUUCAUGAAUUAAUAUUUAUUUAUUCAUAAAGAGUAGAGGACAUCCACCACUCAGUGACUGACUACUACUCAAGGUCAUAUCCAUCUGAAUAAUACUUCACACAAAAGUAAGAGCAAUAACAAAUCACUAGAGCCAACUGCAUAUUUAUUGACAAUAAUCCAAAUUUUGGCAAUACAUUUAUUAACAAAAGGUUGCUUUUAUUAAUCGUAGUGGACUGUUGUUUUCCUGAUAAACUUUGAAUAUAUGUGGUGUUAGUUUUGAUUAUUUUGUGUUUGUUAUAUUGGUGUGGGGCAGAAGAUCUGUUUUUUUUUUUCAUUUUUAUUUUACUUUUUUUUUUAAAUUGUGUUUGAAAAAAAAACAACAACUUUGAGAGAAAGGCUUUAUAUGAUUUCCCUCUUUUUAAAAUUAAGCCACUUUUCCUUAUUUGUCUCGUUGAACGGAAGAGGAAAGUUAGUUAUAUGUGUUCUACCCAUGUAGUGAGUGGUUUUUGUUUUAAAUCAGUGUAAUCGUGCUGCUUGAGAGAUAGAGUUUUAGUACUGUAAAUCAAGCUAACUGUGUCACAAAUGUGAGUUUUUAGAAGACUGCUAGUUAGAGCUGGACUAAUAUUUAGUCAUUUAAAUAAAUAAAAAAGAGAUAUAUGCCAAUGUAGCUCCACAAUUACCAAACACUAGUAGAUUACAUUUAAUUUUGGACCUUUUUAAGGUUUUGAUUUGCAAUCUUUACAUCACAGCAUAUCGGUACUCAAAGCAUGGAGGUUCUUGGAUAUAUUUUUUCAGCUACAAUGGUGUUUGCACUGAGACUUUGGCAAGGAUGUUGUAUGAUACAGAAGUGGCAACAUGUUCUCUCUGUUAUGCAUGUUACUAAUUUAUUUGACCACACACCAGGCCAACAAUCUCUAUAUUAAAACAGAUUUCAUGUAACCCUUAGUAUGUGUUUGGACCUUGAAGGCCCAUACCAAGAUAUUUCAUAUCCACUGAAUACGGCAAAUACAGUUUUAUGAUUAUUUGAUGAAGAGUGUUGAGAAAAUGUCCCACUGUUGUACAGUGUGCAAAUGCAUGAUAGCGAAAAAAGUCAUUAAUCAAAUCUGUGAAAAAAAAAAAUGGCUAUUUUAACCAAUAAAGAUUUUUCUUUGUUAUA